UUGAAGAUUAGGACCUGUCUGGAUCAUGGGCCGAGAAUCCAAUCGACCAUGGAGCGGCUCACAACUCCGCAACUCUUCUUUAUUCGGGUCACUUCCCCCCCCAGUUCGUCCGACCUCCCGGCCAAUAAACAAUGUCCUCCACGCGCCACAAUGCAUCGGCAACCUCGUCUGAAAGAAAACGCUUGCGCGAUAGACGAGCUCAACAGAACCUGCGAGAGAAACGGGAGAACCGCAUGAGAGCUUUAGAGGAGCAGGUGGCCUAUUGCCAGAAGAAUCACGGCAACGAGUUGAUCAAAAACUGCAUGCUCACCGUCGACAGUGUUAGGCGGGAGAAUGAGCUUCUUCUUGCUCGACAAGAACACCUUCGUCGCCUGUUUCAGAGCUGGGAAGCCCAGAGCAACGGUGCAACGGGGGCGCGUCUAACACUUUCUUCGACGUAUAUGGCGUCCAACCCUCUACCAGCACCGACGACAUCGAUUUGUAGUCCAGACAGUGAGACGGUCUUGGUCGAUCCGAAGAUACACACCAUUUCUGGCUGGUCCGUCAAUGGUGUAGAUUCUGCACAUCUCGGGUCAACUACCGAUGGUCUCACAGCUCCAUCGAUGACUAGCACGUGGCCCGUGGGGUCAGACAGUCCAACCUCGCCCUCGCCAAUUGUCGAGCUUCCCCUGAUGCCCGACAUGCACCCCACACCAGGGCCAGACACGUGCCCCUUGAUUACCCCCAAGGAAUAUAGUCUGAUGACUGCUCAUAGUCGGAGUUGGUCUGGAUGGUUAGCUCUGUCGGAUACCAUUGCGAAGCUACCUCUAUUGGCGUCUCCGUUGGAGCUGCUACAUGGCUCACGACAUAACUGGCUGGCAGACCAAGUCAACCGACUCCUUCGGCGGCUAAGCAUCCGAGAACCUGACCGUUUCGCACUAAGCUGGAUCAUGUAUGUGUUUGUAAGAUGGCGGGCUAACCCGACCCCGCUCGCAUUCGCCAACAUGCCAACAUUCCUACAACCUGUGGCCGGGCAGGUGCGGCAGGAUCAGCACCCUGAAAUGAUCUUCUUUUUGUGGCCGCAGCUACGGGUCAACGUGCUGGAACAUUGGGAUACAAUUGAUAUUCUAGAGCUCUAUAGAUAUGCGAUCAGCGCCUGUAGAGUGCGAUGGCCGUCCUCCCAGAGCAUCUGGGACUGGGAUGACGACGACAACAUGUUUGUGAAGCCAGAAUUCUUUCAAACCUUCAUGGACCGGAGUGGCUGGGGGUUCACUUCCGUCUUCAUUGAUAAAUACCCGCAAUUGAUGAAGGGGAUGGAUGUGGAGCACAUCCGGUAUGACAUUCCGUAGAUCCGUCUAUUGCUAUACUUCCAGGCCUGACCCAGAAAUGAUCAAAAACGAUACCUAUAUUAAUGAAAGGGAUACUCCAGCUUGUCUGACUGCGCAAAAAAAAAAAAAAAAAAAAAAGAAAAA
Molecule: messenger RNA, 1451 nt
Organism: Aspergillus caelatus
Lineage: Eukaryota; Fungi; Ascomycota; Eurotiomycetes; Eurotiales; Aspergillaceae
Exons: 2
Coding region: 132-1328 (398 amino acids)
Source: RefSeq, a predicted model, not a curated record